CUACACGUGUUUGGGGUGCUGGUGAGGGGCCACAGAGUGAGAGAGAGAGCACUGCGUGUAUUACGUGAUGUCAAACGCUGUUCUAUUUAUAAUGAAUCAUAGGGCCUGUGGCACACCGCGUUUACUCGGAAGGACACCUCAAAGGGCACUCACUGUGCCUGACACUACUAAAGUGGUGUAAAGGCUAACUGCUCAAGGACUUCUGCACUCCACACCACCGAACAGAGCUGACUGCGUAACGUUGUUGCUCAAUGGACGACUUUGACUACAGCUUGCACAUCUCCGAUCAAGACUGGGAUACUUUUUAUCAGGAAUGUGAGGCUUGCAACUUGCUCUCUCCAGGACUUGCCAGCCGAGAGGAUUCUGGCAUGAGUGACAUUGAUGAGAUGGGGUGCCACCUUCUGGACCUGACCCCACUCCCAGCAUCCGCGGAGGCUGAUCUAGACGGUCCUCCGGACUGCGAAGGUUCGCCUGUAGACCAUUACCUGAGCAAAUAUGGGAUACGUAGCCCAGAGCAGGUUCUCUCUGGCAGUGAGGAGGAUCUGCACCUUCAGACUGUCAAUCUUUUCUUUGAGCAGGUUGAAAAGUGUCACGGUAAAUGAACAGCCAUUAGAACAAAGCCAUGCGGCAAAUUGCCAAAGUGAGAAGAUGGACCAUCUGGCAGGUUUGAUUGAUAAGCAGGUUAUUCAGUCUAUAGGUAUUUGUCCAUCUGGCAGAAAUGCGGCCAGUCUUAAAGGUGAGAUCACUAAGCAGGGUGAGGCUGAUACCUGGGGCAGUACAGCUUUGGAAAAACCUAUAAUGGCCACCUUUACUAAUGCACAGGCUCGUGCAUCAGAUUCCACUGAAAGAGAGACGGCCGUUGGAGGGGGGUCAUUGUCAUCUCAUCUAAUUACAGUAGGAAUGAAACAGGAGCAGGAAAAAAGGUGUUAUCAUCUCAGCUGCACAGAGAGCACAGAGCUUAAGCAGAAACCUGAAACAAAGCCACCAGACAAACCGAAAAUGGCUAACUUGGACAAAUGUGACCGACUCAAAUCCAGCAGGAGAAAGCAUUGCUCAGCUGAACACCGGAAACAUUUCUGAUUCAAACGAUUCACCAGUCUGUCAGUUUCCAGUGUCACCACCUAAUCUCAGGAGGAAGAGGAGGAAGAAGAAGAGGAUGAGUAGUGAACCCGGGGAGCCGGGUCAUGGCUAUGAGGCUCAGUUCCGGGUCCAUCAAAGUGAAUCGGAGGAAGAGAGAUUCAUUCAGAGAGAAGUGAUAAACAGUCUUCCUACACAUUUCCUAAAAAGAGAGCACUCAUCACUCCCAAGAGUUAAAAUGUCAUCAGUAUCAUUCAAUAAUGAGAAUUUACCGCUAUGCUUUAAUGUUGCUUCAGCUGACUUGAAGUGUUCGAAAAAUUUGCCGUUAUCUUUCACCAACUUUGGUUUUGACACAAAGACUCAAGUCGGGUGUACAAGCAUGUACAAUAUUUCCAAAUACACAAAUGAUAUAUCUCUUGUAAACAGUGGACAGUUGAAAGCAGAGGUCUGUCAGAAGUCCAUAUUACCCCAGAUGGAUACAGUACUACAUAUACAAGAAAAUGAUGUUGAAGUAAAUCAAAUACAAACUGAUUCUGCUAUACAGUUAAAAGACACACCAAGUUCACCAAGUAUUAAAGAAACCUUAUCAGUGUCUCAAAGUGAUAAAUCUGCUGCAGGAUGUCAAAGGAAAUCCUUAUUAUCUCCUAACAUUUCCAGUGCAGCUGAUUCAACCAAGCCUCUUUCCUCUUCAGUCUCUUUAAACCUGGCUGUGGACGCAUGUAAAGAUGUAUCCUGUAUGGGAAAUGAGAUUGACUGCUGUGCAUUUAAAAGUGAACAAAGCUCACCAAGCAAAUGGAAGAUGACCGGGACUUCAGACACCCAACAAAGUAAUUUGUCUAUGACUGAGAACAUAGAUGAAACUGAAUCUUGCCUUGAUGGAAACAGUCCAAAAAGAUUUUCACAAAAAGGAGAACUUGUUCCUCCUACGGACAUUCAACAGAUAAAUAACAGCAGUGAGGUAUUAAAUAUGAAUUCAUCACUGAUAAAACCAGGAAGUUUAACAGAAGAAUCAGAAGUAAACUAGACAACAGUGUAACUGAAGAUGUCAAUAUAUACCAUGCUGUCGAAGAGAAGCGUAUUGGUGAGUUAAGUGAUAAGACAACCAGUUCAAGUGAGCAUAU
Molecule: messenger RNA, 2198 nt
Organism: Misgurnus anguillicaudatus (oriental weatherfish)
Lineage: Eukaryota; Metazoa; Chordata; Actinopteri; Cypriniformes; Cobitidae
Gene: perm1a
Product: PPARGC1 and ESRR induced regulator, muscle 1a
Biological process (GO): regulation of DNA-templated transcription; response to muscle activity
Cellular component (GO): nucleus; cytoplasm
Source: RefSeq, a predicted model, not a curated record